AUGGCAGUUCAGCUGACGCAUUUUUAUUUUGUGUGGCUUUUUCUAGCAGGCGCUGUCCAGUUUUCAUCAACCCAGGAAUCAGAAGCAGAGCCGAUGUGUAUGGUAGAAUAUCAGAAACUCGGAUGUUUCAAAGACAACAAAAAGAGCCCUCGGCUUUUAGAGAAACUUAUUUUUACUGAUCGUGAGGAUCCUCAGUCUCCUGUUCGUAGUAAUUUUAGCAUAGACUGGGGGAGUUGGAACACGUACUUGCCAAAGUUAGCCUGCAGAUGCGCGGAGAAGGCUGCGGAGAACAAGUUCACCCAUUUUGGCUUGCAGUUUUACGGAAAAUUUUGCAACACACCUGUGGAUAUCAUAAUAGCUCUGGAUGCAUCUGGUAGUGUGCUCAAAGAAAACUGGGAUAAAAGCGUAGAUUUUGCCACGCAGCUCGGCAAGAAGCUACUUACCUUAAACGCAGAAAGUCGAAUGGGAGUCAUUGACUUCAGUCAGGUUGCUGAUGAGGCUAUUGAACCAUCUGGCGACCAAAAACUUCUGGAAUGGAAAUUGAAUGACUUGAAAAACAGGUAUCAAAACGGAAACACAAGAACAGAGCUCCCUCUGAAAAAGGCGGCUGAAAUAUUUCAGAGAAUCAACCGAAGUUCAGCGAAGAAAGUGCUUAUGAUAUUGACUGAUGGUCAAACGACACCACUGAAUUACAAGCCUGGAAAGGAAUUAAUACAAGAGCCCAUGAACAGCUUGAGAACCAUGGGGGUACAUGUUAUCGCUGUAGGAAUUGGCGCGUUGGUUAACAAUAAGGAGUUGAAUAUAAUGGCCUCUGAACCGAAAAAUGAAAAUGUAGUUCAUGUCCAGGAUUAUGAUAAGGUCUUGACGAUAAUGGAAUCAAUAACUCAGAUCGUCUGCUCAGCAGAAGAGCCCCAGUCCCCCGAGUCUCUACUGCCGUCUGUUGCUCCCGCCGAACCUAUCAGCAUAAAAGCUGAGCCGAUGUGUAUGGUAGAAUAUCAGAAACUCGGAUGUUUCAAAGACAACAAAAAGAGCCCUCGGCUUUUAGAGAAACUUAUUUUUACUGAUCGUGAGGAUCCUAAGUCUCCUGUUCGUAGUAAUUUUAGCAUAGACUGGGGGAGUUGGAACACGUACUUGCCAAAGUUAGCCUGCAGAUGCGCGGAGAAGGCUGCGGAGAACAAGUUCACCCAUUUUGGCUUGCAGUUUUACGGAGAAUGUUGGUCAAGUCCAGAGGCCGCUGAAAAGUAUAACCAACUUGGUCCAGCUUCAUCAGACAGCUGUUUGACCAGUGACUAUCAGCCUUGCCCUGAAGAUCCAAAAGCUAUAGACGUAGAGUGUGUAGGGAAAACUUUUGUAAACUAUGUUUACACCAUACGAAAGAGUGAAGAUGCACGUUGUCCAGUUCCUUUUAAACCUGUUGGCUGUUUUAAGGAUAAUCAGAAGAGGAAUGCUCGACCACUCGAUGAGCUGCUUCUUACAUAUCGCGAUCCAAACAGUCCCAAAUAUAGCGGAACUAGAAUCGACUGGGGAGAGUGGGACGAUUACUUGAAUGACUUAGUGUGUCGCUGUGCUGAGAAGGCAAAAGAAAAGAAAUACUCUCACUUUGGGUUGCAGUAUCACGGUGAGUGUUGGUCGGGGCCUGAGGCAGGUGAAACGUUCAGCAAGAAUGGACCUUCAGAGGCAGAUAAUUGCAUUGGACGAGGAUUCAAAACAUGCAAUCCCUUGGUUGAUGACAUCUGUGUGGGAAGAGAAAAGACCAACUUUGUUUUCUCACUUUAUUAG
This is a messenger RNA of Stylophora pistillata, 1779 nucleotides long. RefSeq lists its product as uncharacterized. Lineage: Eukaryota; Metazoa; Cnidaria; Anthozoa; Scleractinia; Pocilloporidae. The record is from RefSeq and is a predicted model, not a curated record.